Molecule: messenger RNA, 669 nt
Organism: Pyrenophora tritici-repentis Pt-1C-BFP
Lineage: Eukaryota; Fungi; Ascomycota; Dothideomycetes; Pleosporales; Pleosporaceae
Product: Coa1 multi-domain protein
Biological process (GO): mitochondrial respiratory chain complex IV assembly
Cellular component (GO): mitochondrial inner membrane
Source: RefSeq, a predicted model, not a curated record
AUGCCCCCCCCACGGCUCUCCUCCGCCUUACUAAGAGCACGACCGCAAGCAAACUACCAAUGUCUCCGGCGCAUUACCCCUCUUCGACGCGCAUCCACCACACCACCCUCACAAAACGACAUCAAACCCGUAGUACCAUGGAAAACACCCAUGAGCGUCUGGUCACCCGAGAACCUGAUACCGCCACCCAAAGACGGCGAGAUACUGCUUGAGCGACGACCAAACCGCGCACUACCACCCAUCCCGCCCCUAAUAUCCCCACAAGUCCUGAAAACGCUUCCCAUCUUCAUCCUCGCAAUGUCAAUCUCCCUCUUCGCCUUCUUCAACUACCAAAAGCAAGAAUCCUCUGUCGUCACAUCUACCUUGUACGCCCUGCGCACUAACCAGCUCGUGCGCGACGAGCUGGGCGACGAAAUAUACUUUGCGAGUAAGAACCCGUGGAUCAAGGGCGAAAUUAAUCAGCUUCAUGGUCGCAUUGAUGUUAGCUUUUGGGUCAAGGGGACGAAGAGGGCGGGUGAGGUUAAACUGAGGUGUAGGCGGAGGGGGAGGGGUGGAUUGUAUUAUACGCAGGAGUAUAGUUUGACAUUGGAGGAUGGGAGGAGGUUGGAGCUGUAUGAUCCACAGGGAAAUGCUAUCGACCCGUUCCAGGCGAUUGAUGUGGAGGAGUAG